AUGACCAUCCCCCACUACGGCGUCUGGAUCGCCCAACCCACGCGCUACACCGCCCAAACCGAAGAAGAAGAUCCCAAGUCGCCUCACAUCUACCUCUACUUCAAAGACUCCUCUUCCUCUUCCUCCUCAAGCAAAGACUACGAAGCAGCCAUCAACGUCAAAUCCACCGGCAAGGACUCCCGUCUAGUCUACUGGUUCGACCGAAACUUCACACACCCAAUCACGGAGCAGCUAUCCACUCUCGACGAGGGCUUCCAUCUGCUAAAAUCCUAUUCCCACCGCAGUCGUCGACACCAGGAAUCCUCCUCCAAGCUGCGGGGUCUGGACUUCCUGCGCACCAAGGGCCUGGUGAAUAUCGAGGCCGGCGCUGUUCUGUCUGAGGCUGAUACGGGACCGCAUAAUGCUGUGCUUGAGGCCUUGGAACCUAUUUUGAAUGAUGCGAUUGGGAAGAAGGCGACGGUGUAUAUCUUUGGGUCGUCGUAUGGGUCCGGGAUUCAUGAUGUGCAUAUGAAUCAGGGGAGUGCGCCGUCGUAUGAGAAUGGGAUUUAUGAGGAUGGGGCACUGUUGUUUAGUUUUGAGGAUGGGCAUUGGGAGGCGGUGUUUUUGGCGUUUGCGUCGCAGGAGAUUCCGACGGAUGAUAAGGGCGAGGCGGAGGAGGGGAGUAAGUCGUUGGCUAGUAUUUUGGGGCAGUAG
Aspergillus luchuensis is the source of this 693-nucleotide messenger RNA. RefSeq names its product YukJ family protein. The record is from RefSeq and is a predicted model, not a curated record. Bases 1 to 693 code for a protein of 230 amino acids. Lineage: Eukaryota; Fungi; Ascomycota; Eurotiomycetes; Eurotiales; Aspergillaceae. The transcript has a single exon.